AAAAGCCGGAAGCUUACGAUAGCCGAAGCUACGUUGAUUUCUCCGUUUGAUCGCUGUGGGUUUGUCAACACAAGCAGCGGUUUCAGUUCGUGUCCAGCCACGAAUACCUGUUUUCACUGGACUCUCUGGAGAGAUGAACAACAACGGGAAUAAGAGAGCUCCAACUACAGCCACGCAGCGACUUAAACAGGAUUACCUCAGGAUAAAGAAAGACCCUGUGCCUUACAUCUGUGCAGAGCCUCUGCCCUCCAACAUCCUAGAAUGGCACUAUGUAGUCAGAGGUCCUGAGAAAACUCCUUACGAAGGUGGAUAUUAUCAUGGAAAGCUCAUAUUCCCCCGAGAGUUUCCUUUUAAACCACCAAGUAUCUACAUGAUCACACCAAAUGGGAGAUUUAAAUGCAACACCAGGCUAUGCUUGUCCAUCACAGACUUCCACCCAGACACGUGGAAUCCCGCCUGGUCCGUUUCCACAAUCCUCACAGGGUUGCUCAGUUUCAUGGUGGAGAAAGGCCCCACCCUCGGCAGCAUCGAGACCUCCGACUACACAAAAAGACAGCUGUCAGCCCAAAGCUUGGCCUUCAACCUCAAAGACAAAGUGUUCUGCGAGCUGUUUCCCGAUGUGGUGGAUGAGAUGAAGCAGAAACAGAGGGCCCAGGAGGAGUUAAACGCCCGCACUCAGCCUCUCCCUUUACCCGACGUGGUGCCUGACGGCGACCCUCAACAUGCCCACUACGGCCUGCCGGCCCUCAACGGAGGCGCCGCCCCGCUGGAGGGCCCCAACCCGGCCCCCGGCCUGCAGCAGGCCAAUCGCAACCAUGGACUUCUAGGCGGCGCUUUAGCCAACCUGUUUGUGAUUGUAGGGUUUGCGGCGUUCGCCUACACGGUCAAGUACGUGCUGAGGAGCAUAGCCCAGGAGUGAGAGGAGCGAGCGUGGUGGGGCGGCGCUCCCCCACCCUCCUCUCUCCCCCGCCCCCUUGCAGGCGAGCCAGCCAGUGGACUCCACAUCCUAAAAACACACUACGCGGGGGGAGGGAUGUUCAGCCCCUUCACAACCACCACAACCAUGGACUUUGGAAGACCAAAACUUAAAUCCCACCUCUCCUGAUGGGGGGUGUGAAUCGGGGUGGCAGGAGGGCCAGUGCGGGGACUGAAGGGUUCAUUAAAAACGGUUGUGAUCCACCCUGUGCUUUAGUGGUUUGUAUCAGUAGUUGGAACAAAGUUGGCUCAUGGGUUGUGGAGCAGUGUGGAACUGUGAGCAGGCAAACGGGCCACGGCUGGUUCCACUGCGCUGGACGGCCGGUCAGCCGGUCACCACGGGGGGGGAGAAUACAAACUCUCCUCCGCAAUGCUGUGAACAUCCAAGUGCUUUUCAACAGCUCGUCUCCAGUAGACGGCGGCCAGGCGUGCCUCUGCCCAGACUCCUCAUCCCAGAGUUUCCAACCUGAAAGAGAGAAGAGGCAGAAGCACACCGAGCAUUUGGUUGUUUCACAGGACGACCCAGCCUAGAUUUUCUCUUCAGACCGUAAUGAUCCGCCAGAUUGAAACACUUUUCCUCCAGUUUUUUUAAGUGACAGAUGAUGGCUUCCACUGAGCGUGUGGGCAGGAGCAAAGUCAACAGUCUGUUGUUUUUGUUUUCCUUAAACUUAGGCGUGUUAAGCCCCGGGUCAGACUGUUCAUUUAGUGAUACAGCCCACAGGUUUUGGAUUCCCCUCACAUGUGCCCAUACAUGUCAGUUUUUUUUUCUUUUCAACUCGGAUCGUCAUUGUGACCAAGAAGGAAGGGUAAGGAAAUUUAAUUGCGUGAUUCACGCUUAAGUACCAUCAGACAGGAAGAGAAUGUGCAGCAGCAAAGCUGUGUACACAAAGAUGACAAUCAGCUAUGAGGAAUUCCAGAGAAUAAGAAAACCCACCUCGGACACGCCCACAUCUCUUUGAUACGGGGCUAAUUUUAGCCAUUCAGAUAGUCAACAAUUCUGAUGCGUCUCUUGAACUUCUCAGCAUCACUACUCGACCCCAGUAAUAUUGGUUUGAGAUCCAGUCUCUGAUCAGUGGUGGUGGUUCGAGCCCCAGUGUCCUCUCCAGCCAACCCAUGAGCCAAGCAGCAAGACACCAGAACCUCUUACAAUUGGCUUUGCUGACCAGUCCCGCCUCAGUCUUUUCAGGUCCAAUUAAGGAGACACAUGAAAAGAGCUGACAUUACAUUUCUGUAUAUUACUUCCUCUUUUCUUUUAUUUUUGCUUUUUUUGUUUUGUUUUCUUUUCCCCACCCCCUCGUUCUCCUUAGUUCUAGAAGCGGCCGACCUGUCUGUGGUGGUUCUGAGGACUCGUGCAGUGUUUGCUGAGCAGGGCGGUCAAACACACAGACGGGCAGUGGCCUCGUCCCACAUGAUUGCUGAUGAUUUACUGUUGUGCAUUGAAUUUAGUAAAAAAAAAAUGGUUCUACUGUGUAUCUAAUGUUUCAACAGAAAACGGUCCGGAAGGAAGAAAUCCUCCUGUCUGUCGCUCUUCUUUUCUCAGCACCAUUUAAAGUAAAGACAAAAAAAAAAAAAAAAAAAAACUGAUGAUGGAAGUGCGUUUGUGUGAUGAUACAGCAAAUGCC
This is a messenger RNA of Salarias fasciatus (jewelled blenny), 2597 nucleotides long. RefSeq names its product ubiquitin-conjugating enzyme E2, J2 (UBC6 homolog, yeast) (gene ube2j2). The record is from RefSeq and is a predicted model, not a curated record. The coding region runs from base 134 to 919 and encodes 261 amino acids. The transcript is spliced from 7 exons. Lineage: Eukaryota; Metazoa; Chordata; Actinopteri; Blenniiformes; Blenniidae.